This is a messenger RNA of Quercus lobata, 720 nucleotides long. RefSeq names its product major allergen Pru ar 1-like. Gene Ontology annotation, molecular function: signaling receptor activity; abscisic acid binding; protein phosphatase inhibitor activity. Lineage: Eukaryota; Viridiplantae; Streptophyta; Magnoliopsida; Fagales; Fagaceae. Gene Ontology annotation, biological process: defense response; abscisic acid-activated signaling pathway. The transcript has 2 exons. The coding region runs from base 105 to 581 and encodes 158 amino acids. Gene Ontology annotation, cellular component: cytoplasm; nucleus. The record is from RefSeq and is a predicted model, not a curated record.
GUUCUUAGACUUAUCCAACCCAAGAACUUCUUACAUAGCAACCUAUUCUCCAUCUCAUUGUUCUCACUUCUCACUUGGAUCAUUUUCAAACUUAGAAAGAAAUUAUGGGUGUUGUCACUUAUGACUUGGAGAUCACUGCUGCAAUCCCCCCAGCCAAAAUGUUUAAGGCCUUUGUCCUUGAUUCCGACAACCUAAUCCCCAAAAUCCUCCCACAAGCUAUUAAAAGUAUUGAGACACUCGAAGGAAAUGGAGGGCCUGGAACAAUCAAGCAAAUUAACUUUGGUGAAGCUAGCCAGUUCAAAUUCAUGAAGCACCGGAUUGAUUCAUUAGACAAAGAGAAUUUCGCAUUUGGCUACAGUGUGAUUGAAGGUGAUGCUUUGAUGAGCACACUCGAAAAAAUUGCUAAUGAGAUUAAGUUUGAGUCGUCCCCAGAUGGAGGAUGCAUUUGCAAGAGCACAAGCAAAUACUACACCAUUGGAGACAUAGAGAUCAAGGAAGAGCAAAUUAAGGCUGGAAAAGAGAAGGGAAUGGGAAUGUUCAAGGCUGUCGAAAGCUACCUCUUGGCUAACCCUGACUAUUAAGUCGAGGCUGUUAUGUCUUUGUAUUAUUUGAGAUAGGAGUCUUUUGUGUCUACCUUUCAAUCAUUGGUUAAAUUGGUGUGCCUUUGAUGUUCCUUGCGUCUAGCCAAUGCCUGGUAAUAAGAGUUUUGAGGGCAAUGUU